CCCGCCUGCUUUCAGUUACUCCUUCUACACUGCCGCAAAAUCGGUCCCUUAGAAUAAAACGGAAUUUAGGCUAAAAAAAAAGAAAAAGAAAAAAAAGAAGGCAACAAAUAAAUUCUAAGCUAUUUAUUGGACAGUUUAUUCAUUUGCUUGUUUGUUUGUUUAUUUAUUUAUUUAUUACCUCGGUUGCGUCAUAAAUCGGUCGGGAGCGAGUCGACGCACACCUUCCUUUCUUCUAUUCCUGGUGUUUAAUCUGAGAUGGAAGUGAGAUGUCGGGCUUCGGUGGCGGUGAUGAUGCUGCGCGCGACUCUGGCGGUUCUGCUGUGCGCUGUGUGCGCGCGCUCCCAGCGACAAUACCUGAACGAGUGGGCCGUGGAGGUACCGGGGGGUCUACACGCUGCCCGGACCAUCGCCGACGAGCUCGGUUACGAGUUAGUGCGACAGAUUGGGGCCCUAGAGAACCAUUAUUUAUUCAAACAUCACUAUCAUCCUAGCAGGACCAAAAGAAGUGCAGAUCACAUUACCAAAAGGCUGUCAGAAGAUGACAGGGUGUCUUGGGCAGAGCAGCAGUAUGAAAUGAAACGGAGCAAGCGUGCUCCACUGGGGGGAGAAUGUAAAGACUGUUCUGUGGACAAACUUUUUGAUGACCCCAUGUGGAACCAGCAGUGGUACUUGCAAGACACGCGGACAUCGUCGUCGCUGCCGAAGCUGGACCUUCACGUGAUCCCUGUGUGGAAGAAAGGCAUCACUGGUAAAGGCAUUGUCAUCACCGUGCUGGAUGACGGUCUGGAAUGGAACCACACCGACAUCUACCCGAAUUACGAUCCUGAUGCCAGUUAUGAUUUCAAUGACAACGAUCCUGAUCCUUUCCCCAGAUACGACUCCACCAAUGAGAACAAACACGGAACAAGGUGUGCAGGUGAGAUAGCAAUGCAAGCAGACAACAACAAAUGUGGAGUCGGAGUGGCGUACAACUCAAAGGUCGGAGGAAUCCGAAUGUUGGACGGAAUUGUGACCGAUGCCAUUGAGGCGAGCUCUAUAGGGUUUAACCCUGACCACGUUGACAUCUACAGUGCCAGCUGGGGGCCGAACGACGAUGGAAAAACAGUAGAGGGGCCAGGUCGUCUGGCACAGAAAGCCUUCGAGUAUGGCAUCCAGAAGGGCCGUGGUGGAAAGGGCUCCAUCUUUGUUUGGGCGUCAGGUAACGGUGGGCGUCAGGGUGAUAACUGUGACUGUGACGGGUAUACGGACAGCAUCUUCACCGUCUCCAUCAGCAGCGCGUCACAGCAGGGUCUCUCGCCCUGGUAUGCUGAGAAAUGUUCAUCCACCCUCGCCACCGCCUACAGCAGUGGAGACUACACUGACCAGAGGAUUACCAGUGCUGAUCUUCACAAUGAAUGCACAGAGACACACACUGGAACAUCUGCUUCUGCUCCACUGGCAGCUGGGAUAUUCGCUCUGGCGUUAGAACAGAAUCCUGAUCUAACGUGGAGGGACCUGCAGCACUUGGUGGUGUGGACGUCCGAGUUCGAUCCUCUAGCGAAUAACCCUGGCUGGAAGAGGAACGGCGCCGGUCUUAUGGUGAACAGCCGCUUCGGAUUCGGCUUGCUCAAUGCUAAAGCUCUGGUAGACCUGGCCGAUCCCAAAGUGUGGAAGCAUGUGCCUGAGAAGAAACAAUGCAUUGUGAGAGAUGACACCUUCCAGCCCAGGCCUCUGAAGGCAGCAGGUGAGAUCAGCAUUGAGAUCCCCACUAAAGCAUGCACUGGCCAGACAAACGCUAUUUUCUCAUUAGAGCACGUGCAGGUAGAGGCCAGCAUUGAGUACACCAGGAGAGGAGACCUCCACAUCACGCUUACCUCUCCAUCAGGUACUACUACAGUGCUCUUGGCUGAGAGGGAGAGGGACACUUCCACUAAUGGCUUCAGGAACUGGGCCUUCAUGUCUGUGCACACCUGGGGAGAGAACCCUUCCGGCACCUGGACCCUGAAGAUCACUGACACGUCAGGGCGGAUGGAGAAUGAGGGGCAGAUCCUAAGCUGGAAGCUGAUUCUACACGGGACCUCUGAGAAGCCGGAGCACAUGAAAAAGCCGAGAGUGUACACUUCCUACAAUGCUGUGCAGAACGACCGCAGAGGAGUGGAACACAUGGAGGACAUGCUGGAGGAGGCCGCCCUCUCUCCUAACAAACCAGAGAAGCCCCGGACACCAGCUAAAGUCACAUCCUCUACACCUGACACUGCUUCUGGCCCAGAAGAAAAGCCUGCUUUGUCGCAGUCUUCGUCCUCCCCCAGUUUAGCGCUGCUGCGCCUCCUCCAGUCAGCUUUUAACAGACAGACCCCUGCCAUGUAUCCUCACUCCGUGGCUUCCUUCGGCCGAGCCGAAACUCGAGACAGGAUCCCUAAGAAGAAGUUGCUCGAAGCCAUGGAAUGGCUCAAACAGGACACAGUUCCUGAGAACAACCUGUACAACGACUACAGCGACAACUUCUACAGAGCACAAGCCUAUCGGCACAGAGACGACCGGCUGAUGCAGGCUCUGUUCGACAUGCUUGAAGGAGAGCAGCAGUGA
Messenger RNA from Ictalurus furcatus (blue catfish), 2565 nucleotides. RefSeq names its product proprotein convertase subtilisin/kexin type 1 (gene pcsk1). The record is from RefSeq and is a predicted model, not a curated record. Bases 256 to 2565 code for a protein of 769 amino acids. Gene Ontology annotation, biological process: protein processing. Gene Ontology annotation, molecular function: serine-type endopeptidase activity. Gene Ontology annotation, cellular component: trans-Golgi network; Golgi membrane. The transcript is spliced from 14 exons. NCBI's taxonomy places the organism in Eukaryota, Metazoa, Chordata, Actinopteri, Siluriformes, Ictaluridae.